Molecule: messenger RNA, 726 nt
Organism: Prinia subflava (tawny-flanked prinia)
Lineage: Eukaryota; Metazoa; Chordata; Aves; Passeriformes; Cisticolidae
Gene: RPRML
Product: reprimo like
Exons: 1
Coding region: 391-726 (111 amino acids)
Source: RefSeq, a predicted model, not a curated record
CUCCCUCCUGCGGGAGAACCCCCGGGAUCCGGCAGCACUGCUCCGCUGUUUCGGGGGCAGGUUGGGAGGGCAGGGGGCAUGGGGUGACCCCCGGCUUCCAUCCUUUCCUCCAAGUUCCUUUCUCCUUUUCUCUCUCUCUCCUUUUGCUUGUCUGGGGGCUCGUGCUAACGCUCUGCCAGGAGGGAUCUGGGAUCCAGCCAUCCGUCAGCUGCAUGGACUGGCUUUCCACCUGCUCACAGCCUGGAGGAAGUUCCCUCUCCAUCCCGGGCACUGAGAGAGGAAAGGCAGGAGGUGGCUUGGAGCUUCUGAGCCCUGGCCUGUGAAGGGUGGACAGGGGGACAAAAAGCUUCCCUUUCACCUUUGCUGAGGAUUUGGGGUCACACAUAGACCAUGAAUGGAUCCUCUUUCAACCAGACUCUCCUGGAGCAGGCAGCUGACCCCAACAGGACUCAGGGCUUGGGGAUGCUCAUGGCCUGCUGCAAUGGGACCAGCACAGUGCUGGCGACUGAGGGCAGCUCCUUGGUCCUGGCACCCGACGAGAGGAGUCUUUUCAUCACGAGGGUGGUGCAGAUUGCUGUCCUCUGCGUCCUCUCCUUGACUGUGAUGUUUGGCGUCUUCUUUUUGGGCUGCAACUUGCUCAUCAAGUCUGAGAGCAUGAUUAACUUUCUGGUGAAGGACCGAAGACCUUCCAAGGAUGUGGGUGCAGCAAUCAUGGGACUUUACUGA